AUUAUCAAACGACAGACUGACAGGCACACACACAAACAUAAAAUUUUUUCUAACUUUACUUUACUAGUAUAGGUGUGAUUUCGUGGAGAGUGAGUGACUCUUGUUAUCAUUAAAAUUUUUAUCAUUAAUCAUUUAGUAGGUGGAUCACGCGGACAUUUACAAAAACACAAUGGCAGAUACCACAGUGGACGCAACUAAACGAUUAAACGUCAAAAAACAGACUCUAGACGAUGCAUACGCAGCACCAGCUAAUUUUUUGGAGAUCGACGUGAUCAAUCCGAUCACCCAUGGUGUCGGCAAAAAAAGAUAUACUGAUUACGAAGUUCGCAUGAGGACCAACUUGCCAGUUUUCAAAGUUAAAGACUCGAGUGUGAGAAGGAGAUACAGCGAUUUCGAGUGGUUAAGAAAUGAACUAGAAAGAGACAGCAAGAUCGUAGUGCCUUCAUUACCCGGCAAGGCGUGGAAACGUCAGAUGCCUUUCCGUGGAGACGAUGGUAUUUUUGAGGAUGAGUUUAUUGAAGACCGUAGAAAGGGGUUAGAACUAUUUGUCAACAAGAUCGCAGGACAUCCUUUGGCACAAAAUGAAAGAAGUUUACACAUGUUUCUCCAAGAGCCAGUUUUAGAUAAAAACUAUGUCCCAGGAAAAAUACGAAAUACGUAGAUAUUUUAUAAAAAUGCCUUUCAUCAAAUUAAUAAUUAAUGAUUUUUAAAUUAAGAACACAACACAACAGUAUAUAUAUAUAUAUAUAUAUAAUACUACUAUCAUUAUUGUUAUCUAAGUAUUUUUCUUAUACUACUUUUACAUAUGUUUUCAUUAAUUAAUAAUUAAAAUUACGUAAUUUUUAUUAUUUUUAAUUUUACUAUACAUAAAUCUUAUAAUAAAUUAUUUCAAUAUAAAUAGUAGACCAUCAAUCAUCUUCAGGUGCUACUUUUAUUUUUCUGAGAGGUGUUCGUAAUUUAUCUAUUGAAUAAGAGUCAUAAAAUUGCUAUUAAUUGUUAAAUUAAAAAUAAACAGUCUAAAAUAA
Messenger RNA from Cotesia glomerata, 1025 nucleotides. RefSeq names its product sorting nexin-12 (gene Snx3). Bases 170 to 661 code for a protein of 163 amino acids. Gene Ontology annotation, cellular component: early endosome membrane; retromer complex. NCBI's taxonomy places the organism in Eukaryota, Metazoa, Arthropoda, Insecta, Hymenoptera, Braconidae. Gene Ontology annotation, biological process: late endosome to Golgi transport; endocytic recycling. The record is from RefSeq and is a predicted model, not a curated record. The transcript is spliced from 4 exons. Gene Ontology annotation, molecular function: phosphatidylinositol-3-phosphate binding.